UAUAUAUAAAAAGGAUAUAUAUAAAAAGUGAAAAUACUUCUGAUUAUUAUAAAUAUUGAAAUCUGUCAUUAUAAUUUAUUUCAUUUGUGUAUACAGAAUCAUUAAAGUAUUUUGCUAAUAUAAAUAUUUUAAAGAAAACUAUUUUCCUUUUUGUUUUCUUAACGUUAAUUAUUAGUAAUUAAUAUAUAUGUAUAUUUAUUUAUAAUUGUAAUUAUGGCAAAAGUUAUUACGAAGAAAAAGAAAUUGAAGAGACUAUCUACUAAGGAAGAGUUGGAGCUUUCUGAUAAAUCGGAAUUAAUAGAUAAAAUAUUGCAAUUAGAAGCUUAUAAUAUGCAACUUCAAACGAUACUUAAAAAAACUGAAACGCAUGAAAUGGAACGAACGAAAUGUCAUAAUAAGACUCAAAAACAGUUUGAUUUCACAAAGUGUCACAAAAGACAUAUUUUAUUAAAAUUGUACUACUUAGGUUGGGAUUAUGAUGGUUUUACAUGUCAAGAAGGAAAUAAUAAUACUAUUGAACAUCAUUUAUUUUCUGCUUUAAUAAAAAGUUGUUGUAUAGAAUCUCGUGAAAAAGCAAAUUAUCAUCGUUGUGGUAGAACAGAUAAAGGUGUUAGUGCUUUCUCUCAAGUAAUUAGUUUAGAUAUACGCAGCAAAUUGGAACCUGAGAAACAAAGUGAUUUACAAAAUGAAUUAUCAUAUUGUAAAAUAUUAAAUCGUUUACUUCCUCAAAAUAUAAGAUGCAUAGCUUGGAGUCCAGUUCCAAGUGAUUUCUCUGCUAGAUUUAAUUGCAAGGAUAGGACAUAUAAAUAUAUUUUUCCUAGAGGAAAAUUAAAUAUUGAUGCUAUGAAUAAAGCUGCUAAAUAUACUAUAGGCACACAUGAUUUUCGAAAUAUUUGUAAAAUGGAUGUUGCCAAUGGUGUGAUAAAUUUUAAAAGAAGAAUAAUUGAUGCUACAGUUUCUGUAAAACAAAAUGAUUAUAAUAAUCCAGGAUAUGAUAUAUGUGAAUUAAAAAUAACAAGUCAAGCUUUUCUUUGGCAUCAAAUACGUUGUUUAAUGGGAGUAUUAUUACUAGUAGGGCAAGAAAAAGAAAAACCAGAAAUUAUUUUAAAGUUACUUGAUAUUGAUAGUUAUCCAUGUAAACCUCAAUACAAUCUAGCUUGUGAAAUUCCUUUAAAUCUUUAUCACUCAGAAUAUGAAAAUAUCAAAUGGUUCUAUGAUAAAGAUGAAUUUAUAAAGGUUAUAAAAAUUUUACAACAAGACUGGUCAAUAAACACUGUGAAAUCAGCUAUGAUUAAAGAUAUGUUAAUGGAUUUAGAAAGUUUACAAAAUUGUACAGAUACAACAUUUCAAAAUGAUUGUUUACUUCUCGGUGUGCAUUCAAAAGUUUAUCAACCUUUAAUGGAAAGAGUAACUUGUGAAAGUUUAGAAAAUAGAAUAAAGCAUUACCAAAAAAAGGGUAAAUUUGAAUUAAUGGAUUUAAGUAAUAUGUAAUACUUAAGAUUAUCGAUAUUUCGGUAAGAAAUGUAAUCUUUGAAAACAAAAAAAUGAGACUAAAUACAGUUAUAUCUAUUUUCCAUAUGCCAAACUUGUACCUUUACAUUUGAUAAUUACAGAUUAUUUAUUGUAUUAAUUUUUACAUUUUUACCUUGAUUUAUUGUAUACAUUAGAUUCUAUUGUUGUUAAUGUUGAUGAAGUUGUAAUACCAUAAGAAAUCUCAGGAGAAGUUUCCAUUUGUAAUAAGAUUAUCAGAAAAGUUGUAAUACCUCCAAAAAACUAAUCGAUAUUUUAAUCACAAUAAGACGAGCAUUUUUAUAAUAAUUUUAUAUGAAAUUUUUAAAUAGAAAGAUAAAAUCUAAAAGACGUACCUGCUGAAUAAAUUUGUAACCAUAUUCGUAAAAACCAAACGCGGAAAAUUUCAGUCGCUUAUAAGUCAUUUCGGAUAUGAAUUGAAAAACCUUAUAAAAACAAAAUUUAAAUGUUAUAAUACAAGUGUUAGAGGGAUGGCGGGGAAAAUAAUCUAGAAUAUUUUCAAUUGCGAGUAACUUACCUCUUCGCGUAUUGUAACAUGAAAGGAAUCCAUUACUUUCUGAAUAAAUACUUGCGUCUUA
Vespula pensylvanica (western yellowjacket) is the source of this 2108-nucleotide messenger RNA. Its product is annotated as tRNA pseudouridine(38/39) synthase. Bases 214 to 1491 code for a protein of 425 amino acids. Gene Ontology annotation, biological process: tRNA pseudouridine synthesis; mRNA pseudouridine synthesis. Gene Ontology annotation, cellular component: cytoplasm; nucleus. The transcript has 6 exons. Lineage: Eukaryota; Metazoa; Arthropoda; Insecta; Hymenoptera; Vespidae. The record is from RefSeq and is a predicted model, not a curated record. Gene Ontology annotation, molecular function: pseudouridine synthase activity; RNA binding.